AUGUCAGCAGAGAAACCCGGUGUCACAGUGUUAGCAUCUUCCAUUGCUGAACGGUAUGUUGGAGAGAUAGCAGCAAAGGUGGAGAAGCUUAAGGCGUCUUCUAGACCGCAAGGCCCUUUGCUGGUGGGGUUUCUGGCAAAUGAUGAUCCUGCCGCAGCAAUGUAUGCUUCAUGGACGGAGAAGACGUGCAAGUCGCUGGGGUUCCGUUACGAACUAAGGAAGAUAGAAGACAAGGAUUUCUUGGAGGAGGCGAUUAUUGUUGCCAACAUGGAUGAUAGUGUGGAUGGUAUUAUGGUUUAUUUUCCUGUAUUUGGAAAUGCUCAGGAUCAGUAUCUUCAGCAGGUGGUUGCCAGAGAGAAGGACGUUGAAGGUUUGAACCAUGUGUACUAUCAAAACCUGUACCACAACAUUAGAUAUCUGGACGGAGGCCAGCAGUUGAAGUCCGUGCUUCCAUGUACACCUUUGGCCGUGGUUAAGAUCCUGGAAUAUUUGAAGGUCUAUAACACGCUGUUGCCGGAGGGAAACAGAUUAUACGGCAAAAAGUGUGUGGUUGUUAAUCGAUCAGAAAUUGUGGGAAGGCCGUUGGCUGCCUUGCUAGCCAACGAUGGUGCCACUGUUUACUCUGUGGACAUUAAUAAUAUCCAAAAGUUUACACGAGGAGAAGGGUUGAAGUUCUCGAAACAUCAGGUAAAAGACAUAGGAGAUUACUCCGAUGGGCUACUACAAGAAUGCUGCAAGGACGCCGAUGUGUUAAUCACUGGCGUGCCCUCUGCGAAUUACAAAUUCCCCACAGAGUACAUCAGGGAUGGUGCAGUUUGUAUAAACUUUUCUUCCCACAAGAAUUUUGACGACUCUGUGAAAACCAGAGCAUCCUUGUAUGUUCCAACUACCGGGAAAGUUACUAUCUCAAUGCUUCUGCGCAACAUGCUGCGGUUAAUCGAGAACAGCCAGAAAUUGAAGGGAAGCAAAUAA
Eremothecium cymbalariae DBVPG#7215 is the source of this 972-nucleotide messenger RNA. It is a transcript of the gene MTD1, whose product is annotated as methylenetetrahydrofolate dehydrogenase (NAD(+)). Gene Ontology annotation, cellular component: cytosol. NCBI's taxonomy places the organism in Eukaryota, Fungi, Ascomycota, Saccharomycetes, Saccharomycetales, Saccharomycetaceae. The transcript has a single exon. The record is from RefSeq and is a predicted model, not a curated record. Gene Ontology annotation, molecular function: methylenetetrahydrofolate dehydrogenase (NADP+) activity; methylenetetrahydrofolate dehydrogenase (NAD+) activity. Gene Ontology annotation, biological process: purine nucleobase biosynthetic process. Bases 1 to 972 code for a protein of 323 amino acids.